Punica granatum (pomegranate) is the source of this 2360-nucleotide messenger RNA. NCBI's taxonomy places the organism in Eukaryota, Viridiplantae, Streptophyta, Magnoliopsida, Myrtales, Lythraceae. The record is from RefSeq and is a predicted model, not a curated record.
AGCCAGAAAAGGAUAACCCCGAAGAAAAUCAAAUUAGCCAUAUAUGGGUUGGAAUUUAAUCAACCAAACCCAUAAUCAAAUCCUAAAUCCCAGAAAGCUUCGACAUUAAUGGGGAUGCCAUAUUCGUCCACUCCAUUUCCAAGCAAAUUGAAGAACAAACCAUUCCCACCAGCAUCGUUACCUGUUUCGUCCCUCCUCCUCCUCCUCCUCCUCCUCCAUGGAAUUCUGCUGUCUCUUCUCUGUCUCAUUGAGGGUUAGUCGAUGACCUUCCAAACGUAAACGACUGUUCGCGGAACCCAAAUUGGCACCGCCGGGUUUCGUCCAUUUCGCCAUGGAAGAAACAGGUGAAGUUCAACAUGGUGAAAGCAUAGCAUUGCACAAGGAGAGCAAUAAGAAGAAGGUUAAGACACCAUCACAACUUGAAGCAUUGAAAGAAAUAUAUAGAGUGAACAAGUAUCCAACAGAAGAAUUGAAAUUGCGACUCGCAGAGCAGUUAGGAUUGACAGAGAAGCAAGUUACCAAUUGGUUCUGCAACCGAAGGGUGAGGGACAAGAGGUUGCCAUCAAAAGAUGAAGUCCAUGGUGAUGGGCGGCAAGAUCAUUCAAGUGGAGUUAUUGUCCAGGACCGAGGAAGUGGUUUUGGGCAAGAUUCCAGUGGAAGCACCAAACAGGGGAAUCGUAGGCCUCCUGUUGAUUUAAGGGAUGUUGAAAGUAGAAGCCUUUAUGGGCAGGAUUCUCCUUCUGCAGAUCUCACCUAUGAGCUAAGAAGUCACUACCCAGGAAAUAUUAAUGGGGUUCAGGACACGUCUUCUGAGAGCAGUUCAGCUUUACAGGAGAGAUAUUGUUCUCGUAGUAUGGAUAAAUAUGGUGUGCAGGGUACUCAAUUCAUGAUUUCACAAGGGAUUCGUGUACCUCCUGGUUCAAAAACUGUCAAAGACAUGGGAAUUAACUAUAAGCCAUCUGGAUAUUUGAAAGUGCGGGUUGAAAUAGAAAAUGCUGCUAUUACUACCGUUAAGAGGCAGCUCGGGAGGUAUUAUCGGGAGGAUGGUCCACCACUCGGUGUGGAGUUUCAGCCUCUUCCUCCUGGUGCAUUUGAGUCUGCAGGCAGACAAUCAGCUCUCGAAUCUUAUUAUGAUGAGGACCCUGCUUUGUCACAUUCGCCAAAUAUCCACCUAGUCCAUCAUCCAUCCCAUAUGAAUGCUAGGCCGGAAUAUCCUGAUUGGAAAGCCAAAAAAUCUUAUGAGGAAGCUCUAAACUCCAGCCCCGUGGAUAGUUUUGAUGACUAUGAGGAUCAACCUCGCCACCGUUCAAAACAAAAACAAAAAUGUUCAUUUUCCGAUCGCUCUGGUUAUCUUGCUGGCACAAACUCUUCUCUGGACAUGCAAGACCAUAUAGUGGGUGAUGAUUUUGUUAAUGGCGGUGGAAGGAACCAUAAGAGGAACUAUAAUCAUACUGAUGAAGUGAUAAGGUCUGAUCAUCUUUGGAGCAGUGUGGCAGGAGAGCCUCAGCUUUAUGAGUGUGAGAAUGCUGAUCCCAUGGUUGUCCAAUGUAGCAAGAGGUCAAGGGAAAAGCUACCUCCUAACCCUGUCAUUCGGGGAAGUGACCCUACUAAUGUGGAGGGAGGAGGCCCAUCUAGAAGGAUCUCAAAGGCAAAACACCAUGGAGGAGAGGCGGCGAACAAAGGACAUUUCAAACCGGUCAGGGAAAGAGCCCACCCGCCAAAGGAAAUGAUGAUAUACUGCAGAGAUGCAAUCGUGCUUGAGCGAUGAUGAGACUGCCUGUACGAACUCUUCCUUGGAUUAAGAUGGAUCCCUGAUUGCUGAUAAAAGGUAGAAAGCCCUCUACAAGGUAGUGCUGCUGCUUUCUUGGAACUUCAUCGGAGAUAGCUACUUUGGGAAAGACUUUCUUUUUGUACUCUUUAUUAGAAGAGAUACCAAGAUGGAAGACCAGGGUCGAGAGCUAGCUCUCAUUCUUCUGAAAGCCGGAACAUUUUGUAUAGUCUUUGGCUGUGUUGUAGCUGUCGGCUUUUGAAAUUGCUUCAGCCCCUGCAGACGUUAUCCCUGCUUCUACCUUUCUGACUUAGAAAGUAGAAUCCAGGCUCAAAGCUCGAUUCCCCGAUGUAAAUCUUAGUCUGGAUGUUAUCUUUUUGUUAGUUGUGAAUUGUUUUUCGCAGGAUGACUGAAGUAGGUAAUCUAUUUGUAACAGUCUGCCGGAAUAUGUAAAUUCAUUGGGAUAAAAAGGGUGCUAAAACCCAAAGGUCUUUGUGUUCUUCAUUUGCACCAUCUCGUUCCUCCUUCAGGUUCCAUUUCUUCGUUCGGAUAAUGAAAACAGAAGGCUGGAAGACUUUAGUCUGGCCCUUUU